AUUGAAGUUUGAAAUUGUGUCAGGGAAUUUUGACCGGUGAGAGUGGCGUGACCUUGUGACCUGUAAAUGCCAAAAUCCGUUUGCAUUGGUUACUUUCCAUCCCAUCUCGCCUUCACAGUGGAUGCGUAGUUAUUGUUAUCACAUCAGGUGAUUUCUUUUAUUUUAAACAGAAUCCUUUGAUUGAAGUGCUUUUUAACUAUGCAUGAUACUGAAUCAAGACCGAACCUUAGUAGAUUUGUGAACAUAACUAAUGUCUCAGUCAGCAAACCUGCGACAAUUGUAAGUGAUUCCCAAUCGACAGGUGUUUAUCAGCCACCACAUCUGGCUCCAGUUUUUUUCGAGGGAGUUAAAAGCAAGUCAUCAACAGAGCGUGCAAAACUAAGGGCAGCUCGGUUUAUUCUAGAAGAUGUGGAUUUAAAUGAAUCUGAAGACUUACCGAAAGAAGUUUAUUUUGGAUGCGGUUCUGAAGAAAAUUCCGCACGAAAGAGAAUACAAGAAAAGCAACAGUAAGUUUUGUCACCGGUUGGUAACAAGACCUUAGGUAUGAAGAGGAGAACUUUGUCCGUUUAAAGACAACAAAGCAGGAGAAGAGAUUGCAGCGUUCUUUCCUUCCAGGUGGGCUGUCUGAUACAUCUUCAAGGCUAAGACAAAUGCAAAUACUGCUCCAAAGUGUAAGUUUAACUCAUAAAUUGCAAUAGCUGUACACUUUAUGUAACCAACAUAUGCGCCCAGCCAGGUUAACGGUGUUCAGUGAUUGGUUUUAAAGUACAGUCAAAAUAAAAUACCAUACAUAUCUAUGUCUACUAGAGAGCUAAUUCAUUGGGUGAAAGGUGGCAUUACGAACCAAUUAUCCAAACCUCGGUUGGUGAAACAUGACCCGUUAGUUGGGAAUCAACUACUUAACUAAUAAGUCAUGUCUCUACAGCUGUUGAUGUAGUUCGGUAAUAUGCACAAUUUUCUGUGCGUGUCGAAAUACAAAUGUGUCACAUACUUAACCAAACGAACCCAAUGACUUGCGUAUUAAAACGGAAAUAAGGUUGUUAGGUCAUUUACAUUUACGCAUAAAGUGGGGUGAUUUUCGAACAUGAAAAACACGGGUUGGAAGCCGACCACUCAAUCCAUAUUUCUGCACUAAAUAAACCGUGUUUCGCUAGGUUAAUCUACCUUGGUAAUAACUUGUCUGUUGUUAUGCGCUUAUAUUUUUCUAAGUAUAGAGCCAUGGUUCACUAAUUUGUACACCCAAUAGGUGGGGGAAUCCUCAAGUUUACUGAUAUGUAGUCAGUUCCUUAUACUACUACGUCAUUAAAGCACGCUCAUGAAUAUCAAUUAACCUUCCACCUUGGAGGCAACUAAUGUUUCCAGUGUAUUCACAUAGCUAAGGUCCAUUGAAUUGCAUUUAACUUACUUUGUGCUGAAGAUCUUAAUCUUAGCCAGCAUUACAGACUUAAUUGCUUGAUUUUUUCAAGGUAGAAUUUUAGACAUCACAGAGUCGGCUCAUAUUCUUGUUAUUUCUAAGCAAUGAGACUCCAAUACGUAAGUAUCACAAAUUAUGACACGAUGUUACAUAAAUUUGUGGUUUUGCCUUUAGGCAUUUCCUAAGCUGUGCAUUUAGAUAUUUUUAACGCUUUUGGUUAACUACAUUGUUUUUGUAGUCAGAUGAAGAAAUGGAAUAUAAACCACCUCCGACGAAGAAAAAGAAGAAACAACUUAAACGCCUGAGAUACAAGAAAGGACGCAGAAAGCGAAAAUAAUACGGAUCUCUUGUACAUACGUCUACUUUGAAUAUAAGAAAUUCUUAUUCUUUCUGUUCCUUUCAUUUUUCAUGAAUAAAAUCACGUGCUUAUCUGAGUCGGUAAUAUUGUAAGCGAACUGUAAAAAAGACCAAAGACUUCUGUUUCAAUGUCGCAU
Molecule: messenger RNA, 1908 nt
Organism: Trichobilharzia szidati
Lineage: Eukaryota; Metazoa; Platyhelminthes; Trematoda; Strigeidida; Schistosomatidae
Source: the annotation of a GenBank genome assembly